Molecule: messenger RNA, 717 nt
Organism: Bipolaris victoriae FI3
Lineage: Eukaryota; Fungi; Ascomycota; Dothideomycetes; Pleosporales; Pleosporaceae
Exons: 1
Coding region: 1-717 (238 amino acids)
Source: RefSeq, a predicted model, not a curated record
AUGCCCAUAACCGUGCAUUCCUACACCCUCCCCCCAACCCCUCUCAUCCCAAACUCGCCCCAACCCCUCCUGCACUACCCAGGCCUCUUGAAAGAAACCGUGACAUGCCGCACCUUCACACCCACGCAACUGCUAGAUGUUUAUGCGAAAAACGGGUGGCAAACCCAAUGGAUCGCAAAGUACGGACCAGACAUCCAAUCCCACUACCACUCGACGACGCACGAAGCCAUGACGGUUAUAUCGGGUGAGGGCGCCACCAUCCGCUUUGGCGUUGCCGACGCGCCCGGAUGGACGGCGGGUGCGUAUGCGCCUGGGGAGCGAGGCGAGCAGGGUGAGGAAGGCGGUAUAGAUAUCGAGGCGGGAAUCGGCGAUGUUUUCAUUGUUCCAGCGGGUGUGGCGCAUAAGACGUUUGCGCCGCGACCUGAGUCGGGGGAAUUGGCGUUUCAUCAGCCUGCGGAUGUUGCGGGGGGGAGGGCGGCGGUGGUAAAUGGUGAGGUUGAAGAGGAGAGGAGGAGGUUCUUUGAGGCGGUGCCGAUUAAGGGCGAGUUUAUGAUGAUGGGGGCGUAUCCGUAUGGGGGUGUGUGGGACUUUAAGAUUGGAGGGGAGAGGGGGAGGGAGCAUGUUUGGACGGUGCCUGUGCCGGAUAAGGAUCCGGUGUUGGGGGAUAGCAAGGAGGGGCUUGUGGGGUUGUGGAAUUGGUAUGCGCUUGAGAAGUAG